AUGGCGAGGAAGCGUCAUGUUCCCCCUGUUCCCGAAGAACUGCCACCCUGCGAUGGCCCAAAACUUCCCCUAUUCGAGCAUCACAAUUCCAAAAUCGAAUGGCUUGAACGGCUUGGAGAUGGUGAGGAGACAUCACACGAGGGUUAUGUCUUUCGUGUUAAAAUCAAACGAGCCGAGUACGCAAUUAAAGUGGGCUUGCAGUUCAAAUUCUACGACCCGAUGGAAAGCGAAUACUUCUGGGAACCUCUCAUCGGGGACGUGUCCCUGAAUACGGCCGCCUAUUAUACCGAUCCAUUCUACGCUGAAUGCCGCGCGUACGGUCGAAUUCGAGAAGCCACAAAGAAGAGACCCAAGAUAUCCGACGCGGCAACUCGUUGCUACGGGUUCCUUUUUCUCAGUGAUAGAGAUCAAAGAUAUCUGGAAGGGAAGAAGUGUGACUUGGGACUGGAGGAGGUUGAUCUGGCGUACCAGCGACAGACACCCGGGGGCGUCAGACCACGGGCGAUUGUGAAAAGCCUUGCAUCAUCAGAUCAUGGCAUCACCGAGCUCAAUCUGAGAAAGAUUCUUGAUCGUAUCCAUAUGUUGAACCGAGAGAGAAUAUACAAUAUGGAUAUUCGAUUAGAUAACAUCAGAGAUGGGAAGCUCGUAGACUUUGGAUCAUCAUGGACUGAGCCACAUAAACUUCUAGAUGCGCUGGAUGCUGGCACAUCCUACAGCUAUAGAACAACAGAUCGAGCUAUGUUUGAUGAGAUGGUGGUGGAUGAAAGCCUCCCAAACCCUAAGCAUAUUGUAGCUAUGCACUUCAUGACGCUGCGACCAAGAUAUAACUAA
Molecule: messenger RNA, 831 nt
Organism: Clonostachys solani
Lineage: Eukaryota; Fungi; Ascomycota; Sordariomycetes; Hypocreales; Bionectriaceae
Source: the annotation of a GenBank genome assembly